Messenger RNA from Orcinus orca (killer whale), 3052 nucleotides. It is a transcript of the gene CSTF3, whose product is annotated as cleavage stimulation factor subunit 3. The record is from RefSeq and is a predicted model, not a curated record. Lineage: Eukaryota; Metazoa; Chordata; Mammalia; Artiodactyla; Delphinidae. The coding region runs from base 659 to 2536 and encodes 625 amino acids. Gene Ontology annotation, molecular function: mRNA binding; protein binding. The transcript is spliced from 21 exons. Gene Ontology annotation, cellular component: nucleus. Gene Ontology annotation, biological process: mRNA 3'-end processing.
AUUUUAAUUCAUAUCUGAGUGGGCGGUGGCGGUUCUUGUUGGCGGUCUGGCUCCGCAGGGCAGGGGGCAAUUUUAGUUGUUUGGGGGUGGUUUUUAGUUUAAUUUUUCCUUUGUAGCUUGGCAUCGCGGGCCAGUUCGCACGUUCUAGUCGUCUGAGGCCAUGUCAGGAGACGGAGCCACGGAGCAGGCAGCUGAGUAUGUCCCAGAGAAAGUGAAGAAAGCCGAAAAGAAAUUAGAAGAGAAUCCCUAUGACCUUGACGCUUGGAGCAUUCUCAUUCGAGAGGCACAGGUUUAGUGAUAUAGGAUUACAUUUCCUUCUCUAUGGGUCCAAUCACACUACUUGGUUCUGCAGUAAAUAAUACAUUUAUAAUCCUAACAUUGUAAAUGCUGUUUAUUGGUUUUCAAUUUUAGAAUCAACCUAUAGACAAAGCACGGAAGACUUAUGAACGCCUUGUUGCCCAGUUCCCCAGUUCUGGCAGAUUCUGGAAACUGUACAUUGAAGCAGAGAAUCUGCAGCAAAUUCAACAAAAUGGUGAAUGUUUGCUUUGAAUACAACCUGUUGAGAAACUAACCGGCUUUUCUAAAGCUCAGGAAAGCAUAACCUGGGAUUAAAGCUAAAAAUUAUGACAAGGUCGAAAAGCUAUUUCAGAGAUGCCUUAUGAAGGUUUUGCACAUUGACUUAUGGAAGUGUUAUCUUUCAUAUGUCCGAGAAACCAAGGGUAAACUACCAAGUUACAAAGAAAAAAUGGCUCAAGCAUAUGACUUUGCACUGGAUAAAAUUGGAAUGGAAAUUAUGUCUUAUCAGAUUUGGGUGGAUUACAUCAAUUUCUUAAAAGGCGUGGAAGCUGUUGGAUCUUAUGCAGAAAAUCAGAGAAUAACAGCUGUUCGAAGAGUUUAUCAACGAGGUUGUGUUAAUCCCAUGAUCAACAUUGAACAACUGUGGAGAGACUAUAACAAGUAUGAAGAGGGUAUCAAUAUUCAUUUAGCUAAAAAAAUGAUUGAAGAUCGGAGUAGGGAUUACAUGAAUGCUAGGCGGGUAGCAAAGGAAUAUGAGACAGUAAUGAAAGGUUUGGACCGCAAUGCUCCCUCAGUGCCUCCUCAGAAUACUCCUCAAGAAGCUCAGCAGGUAGAUAUGUGGAAGAAAUACAUACAGUGGGAAAAGAGCAACCCUCUUCGUACAGAAGAUCAGACUCUUAUAACUAAAAGAGUUAUGUUUGCUUAUGAACAGUGCCUGCUUGUGCUGGGCCAUCACCCUGAUAUUUGGUAUGAAGCUGCCCAGUAUCUUGAGCAGUCAAGUAAACUGUUAGCAGAGAAAGGAGAUAUGAAUAAUGCCAAAUUAUUUAGUGAUGAAGCUGCUAAUAUAUAUGAAAGAGCCAUAAGCACUUUAUUAAAGAAGAAUAUGCUUCUUUAUUUUGCAUAUGCAGAUUAUGAAGAGAGUCGCAUGAAGUAUGAGAAAGUUCACAGUAUAUAUAACAGACUUCUGGCAAUUGAGGAUAUUGACCCCACCUUGGUAUAUAUCCAAUAUAUGAAAUUUGCAAGAAGAGCAGAAGGUAUUAAAUCUGGAAGAAUGAUAUUUAAAAAAGCAAGAGAAGAUACCAGAACCCGCCACCAUGUCUAUGUUACUGCAGCACUCAUGGAGUAUUAUUGUAGUAAGGACAAAUCUGUUGCCUUUAAGAUUUUUGAGCUGGGGCUAAAGAAAUAUGGAGACAUUCCAGAAUAUGUCCUGGCCUAUAUUGACUAUCUUUCUCACCUCAAUGAGGACAAUAAUACUCGAGUUUUGUUUGAACGAGUUUUAACAUCUGGAAGUCUUCCACCUGAGAAGUCUGGAGAAAUCUGGGCCCGAUUUUUAGCUUUUGAAAGUAAUAUUGGUGAUCUAGCUAGUAUACUCAAAGUGGAGAAAAGACGGUUUACAGCAUUCAAAGAAGAGUAUGAAGGCAAAGAAACAGCUUUACUGGUAGAUAGAUACAAGUUCAUGGAUUUAUAUCCUUGCUCUGCAAGUGAACUAAAAGCGCUUGGGUAUAAGGAUGUCUCCCGUGCUAAGCUAGCAGCUAUAAUUCCAGACCCAGUUGUAGCUCCUUCUAUAGUGCCUGUUCUGAAAGAUGAAGUGGAUAGAAAACCAGAAUACCCUAAACCAGACACUCAGCAGAUGAUUCCAUUUCAGCCACGACAUUUAGCACCUCCGGGCUUACACCCUGUCCCCGGUGGAGUGUUCCCAGUACCACCUGCAGCAGUUGUUUUAAUGAAACUUCUCCCUCCUCCUAUUUGUUUCCAGGGUCCUUUUGUACAAGUGGAUGAACUGAUGGAAAUUUUCCGAAGAUGCAAGAUACCAAAUACAGUUGAAGAAGCUGUGAGGAUCAUUACUGGAGGAGCCCCAGAGCUAGCUGUAGAAGGCAAUGGCCCGGUGGAAAGUAAUGCAGUACUCACCAAGGCUGUCAAAAGGCCCAACGAAGAUUCAGACGAAGAUGAGGAAAAGGGAGCUGUCGUUCCCCCUGUUCAUGACAUUUACAGAGCAAGGCAGCAGAAGCGAAUUCGGUGAAGCAGGCACAGAACCUGCCUCAGAAAGAAAACUCCUAUCCAGGAUUCCUUUUGCCUCUUAAGUCAUAUGUUUAAAAGAGACAAUGCUUUGUUACAAAGUUCUUGGAAACAAAGUUGUAUUGUCAUUGGUGCCUCUAUUCAUAUGCUUCUUGAGAAAAACCAACCAACCUAUGUGAAGUUUAGGAUUUGGAACAGACCUAUGCUCUAAGAAAAAUUAGGUUUUCAAAAAUGUGAGAAGAGUACAAAGUGGCAGAACCACAUUUUGUUCCCGCUUCAAGGGUGUCUUGUAUGUACCACUUGAAGACUUGCGGGUUUUCAACAGUUUUAUUUUAAAAACUGGAUGGUUUAUGAUUGUAAAGCAUUUUAUCACAUUUUCUGAAAACAACAGCUGUUCUUGGUUUGCUUAUGUAGAGUCCUGCCUUAUUGUUUGUUUUAUUUAUGGCAGAAUGUACGGAAUCGGUUUUGUAGUUUAAAAUUUUAAAAAACAAUCCUUUAGAAAAUAAAAGGAUCUCAAAAA